AGCUUGAGUAAGAGCUUAAAGCUGCAGUUGGGAGGCCACCUAUUGCGUCCCAACUAUCGCAGAGACCCCAAAAUGCCUUCCCCAUUCCUGACCCCGGGUUCCCAGUCCAAACUCGACCAACUCGCACUGCUCCAUCUGCGGCGCGACCAGACAAUCCCAACUGUCCUCCAACUCCAUGACGAAGGGAACCUAGGAUACGAGGAGGGCAACGUCACCAACACCCGCUUCGGCUCAUUCCCACAUAGUACGCUCUUCGAUAAGCCAUGGGGAUCACAAAUCAUCGCAUCCAAAGUCGACACUGGUUCGCGCGGGCGUGCCCUCAACUCGCGCCAGCUGAAGCGAAAAGCCAAGGAGCUUGACUCCCCGGCCCCAGGCGACAACGACAACGACGACGACGACAACAUGCCAACUCCCAAGAAGGCUGUCGCAGCAGCCAGCGGCUUCCUCCAUAUCCUCUACCCAACCCCCGAGCUUUGGACCGCCUCUCUCCCCCACCGUACGCAAGUCGUCUACACCCCCGACUACAGCUACAUCCUGCAUCGCCUCGGCGUCCGCCCCGGGUCAACGCUCAUCGAAGCCGGCGCAGGAAGCGGCUCAUUCACACACGCGGCCGCCCGUGCAGUCUUCAACGGCUCCGCCGAGAGCCCCGACAAUGACACCCUCCCCAGCACCCCCAAGCGGCGCCGCCGCGUCGGCAAGGUAUGCAGCUUCGAGUUCCACGCCCAACGGGUCGGCAAAAUCCGCGACGAAAUCCACCAGCACGGCCUGGACGGCCUGGUACAAGUCACCCACCGCGACGUCUACCAGGACGGAUUCCUCCUGGGCAACCCGGCCGAAACAGAAACCCAAACGUCGCCCAAAGCCAACGCGGUGUUCCUGGACCUUCCAGCCCCCUGGCUCGCGCUGAAACACCUCGUGCGCAACCCGGAAACCGGCAGAGAAUCCCCGCUCGACCCCUCGCUACCAGUCCACCUCUGCACCUUCUCGCCCUGCAUCGAGCAAGUGCAGCGCACCAUCAGCGCCCUGCGCCAACUGUCGUGGCUCUCCAUCUCCAUGGUCGAAGUGCAGCACCGCCGGAUCGAAGUGAAACGCGAGAAAACUGGCCUGGAAUUCGAGGGCGUGCGCGGCGCGGCGGUAUUCCCUCGCACGGUGGAAGACUCGGUCGCCAAAAUGCGCGUCGUCGAAGAACGCUCCAAGCGGUUCCGCGAAUCCCUAGACCAAGACCCGCAAAGCGAGGGCGAAAGCACCCCGCUCAUGCCGCAUACCAAGAGCAAGCCCGACGACGAGGAAAUGGACAUCUCGACCUUCGUCACCUCCACGCCCUCGGAUGUGCCGUCUUACGCGCAGGGCCGGCUUGUGCACCGCUCCGAGUCGGAUCUCAAAACCCACACGUCGUAUCUGGUUUUCGCCGUGCUGCCGCGCGAAUGGUCGGAAGACCAGGAGCAGAAGUGCCGUGAGCGAUGGCCCUCGCAUAUGGUGGAUGAGGCCACCUUGCCCAAGGGGAAGAGCAAGAAGCAGCUGAAGCGGGAGGCGAAGGAGCCGCGGCCUCAGGACGCGGGAGAGAAAAAAAAAGCAGGAAGAAUCGAAUGCCCCCGAGCAGACUCGGGAGUGAUUUAAAAGCAAAUAUAAUAGAGAGAGCGGUACAGAUAUAUAUAUAUCUAUCUAUCUAUCUAUCUAUCUAUAUGUAUGUAUGUAUGUAUGUAUGUAAAUUGAUUCAUUGGACAAUGAUCAGUUGGAAUCAAUAUGUGUACUA
This is a messenger RNA of Aspergillus ochraceoroseus IBT 24754, 1753 nucleotides long. It is a transcript of the gene trm61, whose product is annotated as tRNA 1-methyladenosine methyltransferase subunit GCD14. Gene Ontology annotation, cellular component: tRNA (m1A) methyltransferase complex; nucleus. Lineage: Eukaryota; Fungi; Ascomycota; Eurotiomycetes; Eurotiales; Aspergillaceae. The transcript has a single exon. Bases 73 to 1617 code for a protein of 514 amino acids. Gene Ontology annotation, biological process: tRNA methylation. The record is from RefSeq and is a predicted model, not a curated record.